Messenger RNA from Gregarina niphandrodes, 1185 nucleotides. RefSeq names its product formamidopyrimidine-DNA glycosylase. Gene Ontology annotation, molecular function: damaged DNA binding; zinc ion binding; DNA-(apurinic or apyrimidinic site) endonuclease activity. Lineage: Eukaryota; Apicomplexa; Conoidasida; Eugregarinorida; Gregarinidae. Gene Ontology annotation, biological process: base-excision repair. The transcript has a single exon. The record is from RefSeq and is a predicted model, not a curated record. The coding region runs from base 1 to 1185 and encodes 394 amino acids.
AUGCCCGAAUUACCUGAAGUGGAAACUACACGUCGUCAAAUUUCUGAAGAAUUUAUCUUGGCAAGACGCGGCGGGUCUUCUGCACCGACUGCGUCAACGUCAGCGCCCGCUGCUGCGUCCGAGUCCGGAGAUUUGCAGCGGGAAGUUUUUGUCUCUGAAGGUUUCGAGCCCGGCGAUUUAGAUUCGGAGACGGGGGCCGGGCCGGUUCUACGAUCUGUAGAAUGCGUUUGCGCAUCUUUGCGGAGCGCGGUACCGUCGGACUUGGACACGGAGUUGGCGGGGAGUCGGUUGGUGCGCGUGUUGCGUCGCGGGAAGUACUUGGUGCUCAUCUUCCGCCGGGCUCAAGCCGACCGAGAUCCCCCACCGCCCUUGUUGGUGCACCUGGGGAUGUCAGGAUGGAUGUGUGCCUAUGUCGCGGACAAAAAGUUACCGAAACAUUCACAUGUUGUUUUUAAUUGGUCGGAUAGGCGACGUCUAGUCUACAACGAUGCACGCCGCUUCGGAACUGUGGAUUGGUGUCGGAGUAAGAAGAGUUCCAAACAAACUACCCACCAAUGGCAGACCGACUUCCGACUCAGACACUUGGGCCCGGAACCUUUCUCAAUGGGCCCGGAACCUUUCUCAAUGGGCCCGGAACCUUUCUCAGUCCCUGUCAACGCCCUGCCCUCUGCCGACGCCCUGCCCUCUGACGACGCUCCGGUGGCAUUUACGGUAGAUUACAUGUGUGAACGAGCGCGUGGUAAAAGGGUGGCGGUAAAGAAGUUUCUGAUGGACAGCCGCGUGGUGGUGGGGGUGGGGAACAUUUACGCUGCGGAAGCUCUGUUCGCAGCGCGCCUACGUCCUGACACGCGGGUGUGCGAUCUGUCGCGCUCGCACUGGGAAAUUAUAGUCCAGAGCGUGCGCGACGUGUUGACUCGCGCCAUCGCGGCCAAGGGCACUACCUUCCGCGACUUCAAAAGCGGACAGGGGGAACCCGGCUACUUCCUCGGCAACCUCCAAGUCUAUGGCCGCGCCGGCAAGGGCUGCCUCCGAUGCGACCGGCCACUCACCAACCUCAAACUCGGCGGUCGCCAAACCGUCUGCUGCCUCGCCUGCCAACGGCUUAUCCUGCCGCCAAAUGCCGACGACGAACCCACCACCACCACCACCUCAGAAGGCGACAACAACGACGACGACAACGACUAA